Molecule: messenger RNA, 1233 nt
Organism: Clonostachys byssicola
Lineage: Eukaryota; Fungi; Ascomycota; Sordariomycetes; Hypocreales; Bionectriaceae
Source: the annotation of a GenBank genome assembly
AUGGAACAUGAAGCUAUGCACGACCAGCGAAGGCUCCGACGCCUCAUCGACGCCAAGGUGUCGGCCAGGAGGGGUUCUGAUGUCUCUAAACUGUUAGUGGUGCCCUCCAGAAAGGGAUCGGAAGGUUGGGGUCGUACGUUACAAAGACUUGACGCGAGAAUGAAGGAUGAAAUCCGAGCUGCUCGAAAGCUUAUCGACGAGGCUCACGCGAAUACUUUGCGGGAAAACGAAAAAUUAUGGCAAGCGACUCUUCUCAUUUUUGGCGAAUCUCCGUACAGCAUUUUCUCGAGAACGAAGGGGAUAUUUCUCCUCAUGCGCAGUAAAUACAUGGUCGGCGAUACAAGCCCUAUCUUUGCAUAUGCGUCAGUAGAUCGCUUUUUGAGCAUCAUCAGCCACCCAUUCCUUAGUGAGAGAUCAACUUCCGAGACUUUGCGGCUUUUCCUACAAUUUUCUGUAAUCGCGAAGAUUGGCGCCAGGACAGGAUGGUCCCCGCCGCUUGUCAAUGGGACAUCCGACUGUCCUAUCCUCGACAGUCCCCUCCUCAACGAGCUGAGAAAGGAGAUGUCUCUGGUGUCAAAAGACGAUCACACCACCGAGUCGAUAUACGAACGACUUAUCCGACUGACAAAAUCACAUGCGGAAUCAGUUGAGACUUUGAUACUUGCAAAAGUCGGGCACUUUGCCCGUGCGAGAGCUCCAGGGUCAACGCAGGCAAUUCAGAGGCGCCAAACGGAGCUGUACAAUCAAGCAGGCAUUUGUGCAGUCUCACAUCAUGAACUGGUUAGCAUAUCCGAGGCCAUUGACGAUGUAGCCUCCGCAAAACAAGAAAUGACAACCGAAAGAGCCCUGGAGGCAUUCAAGAAAGCCAAUCGUUGCUGGCUAACAGUUCCGUCACAUAAUAUGUUUUCCGUCAUGAAAAAAUCAUGGGAAUACGAAACCUGUCUUUCGUACACGUCACAACAGAGUCAAAUUUCUGCAGAAGAGACCCCCCAGCAGCGCAUUGAUAAUAACGGCACGACAUCAAUGCCCAAAAGUGCGUAUGGUGACUUGUCAGAGGUCCACGAACCCGAUCAGAGCAACAUGACAAUUGAAUGUCAGAUCACACGAGAAGUCGUUGCCGUUAACACAGAAGAUGAUGUCAUGAAUUGCUGCUGCGCUGCCAUCGACAAUGCGCCUAGGAAGAGCCUUGGGGAACUCUGGAUGGAUGAAAAUCCAUUUGAGAACCCAGUCUGA